CACCCAGAACAGAACAUGUUCUCUUUCAAGUCCUGCAUUUCUGUCUUUGUUGUGUUCUCUUGUCUUUGUUUUUACAAUCUCUGUUGUUUCAGCUGGGCCUGGCUCAUUUCCAGGGAAGCCGUGGCCACAGCAAGGCUUCCAUCCUCUGCAGCAUCCAGAGAACAACAACGAUCAGCAUGUCAGAGUCGGGUGAGACAAAUCGGUGGAUGGACGGGCGCUUUGGACAUGGAGGUGACCAGCAACAAACUUUUUUUCUGCAGCUGGGUGCACCACAGGGUUCCUGUGGCCCACAGAGAGGAACUGUACCACAUCCUGAGGAUGACAGGGCCUCUGCUGCUGUCUCGAAUUCUCAAUUAUCUGCUCCCAUUUGUGGUGACAAUGUUCUGUGGGCGUCUGGGAAAUGCCGUGAUGGCCGGCUAUGGAUUAGCUUCAGCUACAAUUAACGUUACCACGGUAGCGACAGGAUACGGCCUGGGGUUGGCAUGUGACACUCUUGUUUCUCAGACGUUUGGGGGCAAGAACCUGCGGCAGGUGGGGGUGAUUCUUCAGCGAAGCAUCAUCAUCCUCAUGUUGUUCUGUUUACCUUGUUGGGGGCUCCUCAUCAAUGCUCAGUCCAUCCUGUUAUGUCUAGGCCAGGAGCCUGAGGUCUCCAGAAUUGCCCAGCUCUAUAUUACAGCCUUUCUGCCUGCAGUACCAGCCAUGUUUCUACAUUCUCUUCAGGUGUCUUACCUGCAGAAUCAGGGUAUCAUCCUGCCUCAGUUGUAUGCUGCUGCUUUGGCAAAUCUUGCAAGUGGAGCAACAAACUACAUUUUAAUUUACUGGCUGGACCUGGGUGUUGGUGGAUCUGCAGCAGCAAACACUCUGUCUCAGAUUUACAUUUGUGUUUUUCUGUUUGCCUACAUUCGCUGGAAGAAGCUUCAUGUGAAAACAUGGGGAGGCUGGUCUGUGGAAUCACUGCAGGAGUGGGGCUCCUACAUGAAGCUGGCUCUUCCCAGCGCAUUAAUGAAGUGCUUUGAGUGGUGGGUUUAUGAGUUUGGGGGGUUUUUUGCAGGGAUGCUGAGUGAAGAUGAGCUUGCAGCCCAGCAUGCAGUGAUCAUGGUGGCUUAUAUCACCUACAUGUUUCCACUUGGUAUUCAAGCUGCAGCGUGUGCUCGAGUUGGGAACGCUCUCGGUGCUGGAGACAGCAGCAGGGCGAUUCUAACCAGCAAGGUUUCACUCGGUCUUGCAGCUACAUUUGCGGUUGCUGAAGGUCUCGUGCUUGGUUCCUCGAAAACAGUGAUUGGCCUCAUCUUUACCUCUGACGAAAGGAUCAUUGGUCUGGUCUCACAGCUGAUGAAUGCUUAUUGUUUCCUUCAGUUCUUUGACGGCCUUGUGUGUGUGUGUACAGGCAUCUUUCUGGGAACAGGAAAACAGAAGAUCCCAGCUGUGGCUAACUUCAUUGGUUACUACUGCGUUGGGCUCACACUGAGCGUGACUCUAAUGUUUGCAGCAAAGCUGAGAGUUUUAGGUUUCUGGGUGGGACUGCUGGUUUGUGUCGUUUUGCAGUCCUCCUUCUACAUCGUUGUAAUCUUCAGGCUGAACUGGGAAAAAGUCACAGAGGAGGCUGUAAAACGAGCACAGAAAUCACUAAACACUCUGGAUUCCGAGGGAACCCCAGAUCGGUCAACACACGGUGAAAAACCAGUGGACGGCUACGUGUCUGUCAGUACAGAAGCCCAUGAUGGGAACCCUGAGAGGGAAGGGGGACAUGUGGUCCGGCAGCUUAAGGACAACCGUCUCUCCAUCACACAGCUGAUCAUCAGGCGCGGACUCACGGUGUUUGCAGCCGUUGCUCUCCUCGCCGUUGGAGCAGCCGUGCUCUUCCUCGUCCCUCUACCAGAGAUUCAGUCUGCAGAGAGCAACUAUACCCGCGACUGGAUCAAUGUGACAUAUAGUCCUGAUUCAAUUUUCUCCACUCAGUUGGUCCCGAGUAAAGAGUCAGAGUGAGUUGAAGCUAAUGUUGACAUUUUGUAGCCGUGCAACUGCACACUGGAAGAAUUAAAUUUUAAAAAAUCCAAAUAAAUUUCUGCUCCUGCUCUUUUCAAUGUGCCCCUUAUUUGGGUCUUGCUUAUCCUGCAGUGUGAACAUCCAUUUUAUGUUCAGUACUGGUAGCAAAAGAACCAACUCUCUGACUUUAAUGGACUUUGCUGUCAUGUGACCAAGUAAGUAAUCAGAACAUUUAUAACAAUUCCAGUGGCCAAUAUGAACAGCAUGACAGCCAGAGCCAGACCUCUUCUGAGAACCAGAGACCGAUGGGAGAGCUCAGCUUUAGGUGUUCUAACAGCCGGUGUCUCCUCAGUGUCAGUCAGGGUAAUGACAUCGGUUUGGCUGAAGGAGUCCUCUGCAUCUUCUGUUUGGGUACCUAAAAUGUAAACAAGACACUUUUAAAGAAAUUAAAAUGAAGAAUCACCUUUUUUUUUUUUUAAACAUGGACCCUCUUGUGUGAUUUUUGUGACUGUGGCAAAAAUAACAACACUUGUUUAAGAUUCCAAGCGAGAAAAAUUCAGGAAACAUCAGCGACAGCGCUUCCCAAAGUUGGGAUCAGGACCUCGCUGUGGAUCGCCAAGAAUUAUGCAGGGGGUCUUGAGAUGAUUUCCAGAAAUUGGAAUAAAAAUUGAAAAACUAUUGCUGAAGCUUUAUUUCUAGCAUUAUUGUUACAAAAACUAAACCAAAUAGUUUUAAAUGGAUAUGAGGGACCAUGAUGUAACGUCCAUAAAGGGUCCAUUUUCAUCUAUAUAUUGACCUACAUCAUCUACAGGAACAAGUCCACUAUCUAGGGGGAUUUUCUGUUCUGUCUUCUAAAGCCCAGAAGAUUCUGCAGUGCUUGUUGACAUUCCAUGAAGACGAGACUGUCAGCCCAUGUCUCCAAACAAAGCUUUCCUCUGAGAAGACUGCAGGAUUCCACACUCUGAAUGAAAAGUGAACUUUUAUAACUCAUUAAUUAAAUAAUCAUAAAUAAUCAUGAGGUUGAAUGAACCAGAUGUAAUAUGAAUAAUAAUAAUGAUGUUUGAAUAAUCUGUGCCUAAUUUAGUGAACUUGAAAUGAAUAUUAUUGCUUACAAUGAAACAUUUUUAUGUUAUGAUCAGUAAUGUAUGAUUUAACAAGUUAAUCAUUAUCUACACUCAUACACAAUGUUCAUAAGAUGUAAAUUACGGUUAAGGUCACAUAUCACAAAGGUUUAAAGAUUCUUUAUCCACAGAACAAGAACAUUUUGUAUCUGGAAGGUGUGGUUUCUGAGGGAUGUUUGGUAAUGCCGACUGUGACAGCAGUGUCUGUCACCUCAUGGACAUGGUCUGCUGGUAGUGUUUUCUGUGUUCUGCCCAGGAUGACUGGUUGAUGUGCACACAAUCAGUCUUCUGUUUAUGAAUGCAUGUGUUAAUUUUGUACUUCAAUUUGAGUUACCAGUGACUUGGAGUUUCCCAUGGAGUCUCACACCUGCAGCUCAUCUCCCCAGGAAGCCUAGUCGGCACUCCUGGGAUCUACCAACUCUCAAGGGAGGGGAUAUUCAUGUUUAUGCUUGUGUUUAAUUUAAUGUAGAUGUUUUCUGUUAUGGAUAGGAAGUUUGUAAUUAUGAUUUAGUUAUUUGAGUUACCUGAAUUGAUUAGAGUGGUUAGUUUGUGUGUGUGUGAGGAUGCGUGUGUUAAUUGUAUGUUAAUUGUUCCCCUCUUGUAUGUAGAGUGGUCUGAUCAGCCACUAUUUAAGUUGAACCUGGUGUGUCUGAAAUGUCUUUUGUUUUCUGGAGAGUGUCUUGUGCUGUGAUUAGGUUAAAGUUCCUUUAACUUUGAAGCCGCUCCAAAAAUAAAAUGGUGUUUUGAGUCUCA
Messenger RNA from Nothobranchius furzeri (turquoise killifish), 3860 nucleotides. RefSeq names its product multidrug and toxin extrusion protein 1. Gene Ontology annotation, cellular component: membrane. Gene Ontology annotation, biological process: xenobiotic detoxification by transmembrane export across the plasma membrane. The record is from RefSeq and is a predicted model, not a curated record. NCBI's taxonomy places the organism in Eukaryota, Metazoa, Chordata, Actinopteri, Cyprinodontiformes, Nothobranchiidae. Gene Ontology annotation, molecular function: xenobiotic transmembrane transporter activity; antiporter activity.